GCUGUUAUGACGACGAAAUUUUCGUUCACCGAACGCACAGUCUCUUGCAAGAUAGUUCCAGUUAUUCACGCGAUGUUAUCGAAACAAGUACACCCCAGCUCAGUGUCUUCGGAUGCUGGGCGCUUCUUUGCGCUGCUGCUCGUUGCUGUGUGCCUCGUUGGCAGUGCCUUUGCCCUGAACUGCAAAAUAUGUCACUCGACCGGAGAUUACGAGGCGUGCUUGCGUAGCUCGUCCGCACCCUGCACCGUGUCACUCGUGAACACAACGCAUCUGUUCCUGGCCUCAGCAAAUCCAACCUUACGAAACGUGACGUUCGUCGGCGUGCCACAGUUCCAGUGCUUUCAGGUGAACUACACUGUCGGGGUGAUGUGGCACUAUCAGAUGGGCUGCACCUACGCCACCACCAAGAUCUGUGAGGGUUGGCGAGCGGCCAGCAAGUGUCUUACAACUACGUCGAACGUGAUGGGUGUACCGGGCCGUGUAAGGCCUCCGCACAUUGCCGAUUACAACCCGCACGGUCCUCCAGUGAUGAUCCAUCCGGUGCAUCAGGGUCACCCGGUACAGCACCCAGCGGCAACGGGGCGUAACACUAAGUCGGCAUCUGCCAGCAACGCUAUGGCCGUGGAAUGUUUAGUGCUGGCGAUGGUGGUGGGUUGGGCGAUCAGAAAGAUGCUAGGACACUACUGAUCGCGUUAAAUCGCACCUCUAUAUUAAAAUAAAGUAUUCCUUCGUAUUUCUACAUCUCAUAUCA
Anopheles stephensi (Asian malaria mosquito) is the source of this 751-nucleotide messenger RNA. RefSeq lists its product as uncharacterized. Lineage: Eukaryota; Metazoa; Arthropoda; Insecta; Diptera; Culicidae. The transcript has 2 exons. The record is from RefSeq and is a predicted model, not a curated record. The coding region runs from base 7 to 687 and encodes 226 amino acids.